AUGAGCGCAUCGCCCGUCAACAACGCCAAUGGCGCAACUGGAGGAUCUGUCAACGAGGCUCGCGACCCCUCUGGUUUCUUGAGUGAGAUCAUCGGCGCACCCGUCACCGUCAAGUUGAACUCUGGAGUUGUCUACAGAGGUGAACUGCAAUCAGUCGAUGGAUACAUGAACAUUGCCCUCGAGCAAACAAACGAGAUUGUCGACGGAAAGAUUAGAAGAAGUUACGGAGAUGCCUUUGUGAGAGGUAACAACGGUAUGCGCUCCUCUCCACUCACAUCAAGCUGCGUCCCGGACUGA
This is a messenger RNA of Aureobasidium subglaciale EXF-2481, 297 nucleotides long. RefSeq lists its product as uncharacterized. The transcript is spliced from 2 exons. Gene Ontology annotation, biological process: maturation of SSU-rRNA; mRNA splicing, via spliceosome. Bases 1 to 297 code for a protein of 98 amino acids. Gene Ontology annotation, cellular component: U6 snRNP; U4/U6 x U5 tri-snRNP complex; P-body. Gene Ontology annotation, molecular function: RNA binding. NCBI's taxonomy places the organism in Eukaryota, Fungi, Ascomycota, Dothideomycetes, Dothideales, Saccotheciaceae. The record is from RefSeq and is a predicted model, not a curated record.